CAGCCGCCAAAAAUUGGAAUUGGAGGGCCACGAGUUAAACGUGGCGCCAACGGUUCAGUAGAAGUAUUGACAGAAACGUAGUCGAUCAACUAUGGCAGAGUGCGAGGAUACUGAAGUAACAGACCUGGAGGAGACCUUCACUAAGGCGGCGAGUCAUCUUCAAUCCCUUGCUGCACGACUAGAUUCCGGUCAACUUCUCGGAUUUUAUGCUCUAUAUAAGCAGGCUACCGAGGGUUCUUGUGAGAGCCCAAGACCGAACUGGUAUCAAACGCAGGCCAAGCACAAGUGGGAGGCCUGGAAGAGUCUAGGCGAUAUGAGCCGAGAAAUCGCCAUGGGAAGUUAUAUACGUGCAGUGGGUAAAUUGGAUCCAACCUGGGAACAGGAUGCCCGAGCGGAAUCGCAGGCGUGGGUUGCCGUUAGCAGACUUCCUAACACGGAUGCGGAAUUGAGGGACAUUGACAAGACCAUACUGGAUUGGGUGAAAGACGGGGACGUUGGCAUGGUCCAAGAAGCUCUGUCCCGAGAUCCUGCUUGUGUCAGCCGAUCAGAUCAAGAUGGCAUGCUACCCAUACAUUGGGCUGCUGAUAGAGGACAUGUACCAACUUUAAAAUGUCUCGUGGAAAGGGGUGCUGAUGUCGAUGCUCAGGAUGGCGGCGGGCAAACCCCAUUGCAUUUUGCAGCUUCCUGCGGUCAUAUUGAAGCCGUGCGAUAUCUCCUCUCUGUGGGUGCUACUUUUAUCGCCGACAACGAAGGUCUGACUCCUAGACACAUUGCUGACGAUGAAGUGGCCGCUGUCUUAUAGUACAGUCGAUUAGCAAAACGUUACGUGUAAUGCACUUGUAUCCGCGACACGUUAUUAUAAUACAUUAAUAAAUAAUUUUGAAAAAAAAGUAA
Cephus cinctus (wheat stem sawfly) is the source of this 894-nucleotide messenger RNA. Its product is annotated as acyl-CoA-binding domain-containing protein 6. Gene Ontology annotation, molecular function: fatty-acyl-CoA binding; protein binding. The transcript has a single exon. The record is from RefSeq and is a predicted model, not a curated record. Lineage: Eukaryota; Metazoa; Arthropoda; Insecta; Hymenoptera; Cephidae. The coding region runs from base 92 to 802 and encodes 236 amino acids.